GUUGUAGUUCAGCUUCGAGCUCGGCCGGCGAAACUUGGCCUGGCGGGCUCCUAGAUACCUUUGUCGCCUGGCCCGGGCUUCCUCCCCGUCGAGCAGGAGGUCGAGCCUGUUGUCGAGGAGGGCUGAACGCGGGGCCUUCCAAGUCUGAGUGGCCGGAAGGAGGGCGGCGGGAGGGCCCCGGGGUGGCGCCAGGCUGCCCUGUGAGAUUCGCGCGCGCGCGGUCCCGGGCCUCCGAGUGCACCAGAGCGGUGGACACCCUGGGUCCCUCGCGCUUUCGCUGCUCCCUUCUCCCGCGGCAUUCGUCACCUGCGUGGGCCGGGGGAGGGAGUAGCCAUGGAGCCUGGGGCAGAGGUGACAAGUAGCUAUGUACGGCAGUAUCUUCAAGUUUACCACAAGGCAAGAGUAAUCAUCAUGGCUCCUGACUCCACUUGUAGGGUUACUUUCUGAGGACUCACACCUUUUCUAUGCUGGAGAAAAUGGCAUGACCACGGUGCUACUGACCCCUGCCUGCAUCCCAGGGCUUCCAAUUUCCAAGCAUGAUGUCAUUCCUCAGUUGGAGUGUGGGGAGGAGCUAGAGAGAGAAAUAUCAAAAGCGUCAGACUGAGAGACAAGACCAGAAGGCAAGGAGCUUACUCUAGAACAGAAUAUUUCUGAGGAAGAACCAGCCCCUGGUGUGUUACUAGAAAGAUUUCCAAAGGAAAGUUCCAGUGAAUGUGAAGAUUCUUUAGAGAGUCAGCAGGAGAACCAUGAGAAACAUUUAAUACGGGAGGCUGUCACUCAGAAGAAAUCUUCUGGGGAGAGACGUUACCAGUGUGAUGAAUUGGGGAAAAGUUUUAGUCACAGGUCAUCCCUUACCCAGCAACAAGGAGGGAGACUACAUAACUGUGAUUCAUUUAAAAAGAACUUAAAAUUCAGAUCUAAUGAGGCACGAGAAGAUUUGUGCCGAGAAGAAACCUUGGAAGUGUAAUGAGUGUGAGAAAGCCUUUAGUUACUACUCAGCUUUUGUCUUGCAUCAGAGAAUUCACACAGGAGAAAAGCCCUAUGAAUGUAACGAGUGUGGGAAAGCUUUUAGCCAGAGCAUACACCUUACUCUGCACCAGAGAGUUCACACUGGAGAGAAACCCUACGAAUGUCACGAAUGUGGGAAAGCCUUCAGUCACCGCUCUGCUCUCAUUCGCCACCAUAUCAUCCAUACUGGAGAGAAGCCCUAUGAGUGCAGUGAAUGUGGGAAGGCCUUUAAUCAGAGCUCAUACCUCACUCAACAUCAGCGAAUUCAUACUGGAGAAAAACCUUACGAGUGUAACGAGUGUGGGAAGGCCUUUAGCCAGAGCACAUUCCUUACCCAGCAUCAGGUCAUUCACACUGGAGAGAAACCCUAUAAGUGUAAUGAAUGUGGGAAGGCCUUUAGUGAUCGAUCAGGCCUUAUUCAGCACCAGAGAACUCAUACUGGGGAGAGGCCUUAUGAGUGUAAUGAGUGUGGGAAAGCCUUUGGCUACUGUUCAGCCCUGACUCAACACCAGAGAACUCACACUGGGGAGAAACCCUAUAAAUGCAAUGAUUGUGCCAAAGCCUUCAGCGACCGCUCAGCCCUUAUUCGUCAUCAGAGAACACACACUGGAGAGAAACCUUACAAGUGUAAGGACUGUGGAAAAGCUUUCAGCCAGAGCUCAUCUCUUACAAAGCAUCAGAAAACUCACACUGGAGAAAAGCCCUAUAAGUGUAAGGAAUGUGGAAAAGCCUUCAGCCAGAGUUCAUCCCUUUCUCAACAUCAGAAAACUCAUGCUGGGGGGAAAACCAAAGAAUACGGAAAAGCCUUUAGUGAGCAUUCAGCCUUUGGCCAGCAAAAGAGAAUUCAUACUGGAUAGAGACCAUGUAGAUGUGGUACCUUUAGAGCAUAUUUAGCAGACAGUUACUAAGCGUCAUGUGAGGGCUACAAAUGAAGUUCAGAGUGUGUCAUGCAAAUGAUACUGAGAAGUCAUUGCUGAUACAUAGCAUACUUAGGAUGUGAAGGAGAGGUUUGACAUUUUUCCGGUGCAGCAGAGGACUUUAAAUUUCCUUGGGGAAAGAGAAUGAUUAUUUCCAACACCUUAAGGUGUAUGUAAGCUUCCAAAUCCUUGGGAGAGAAACAGGGUGUGUGGUGAUGCAAAGAAGGCAUCUUGUCUGGGCUGGAUAGUCUCUUAAUGCUAAGGAGACGAAGCUUUAAAGAGUUGAGGGGGUUCUUUAGGGAAAUUGCAGAGGCAGAUAUAAGAGAUUAAGAAUUCACAAGUUGGUCCAGGGUUGGGAGUGGCGGUGGAAGGGAAGUGGUCCUCUGGCUUAAGUAUAGGGUCACUUGGGAGAUAGAUGAGAAGGAUCGAGAAAAAGGACUGGGGGAAUGAACUCAAGAGAUGUUGAUUGCAGUAACUACCCAAAUGAGUGCUAAACCAGGGAAAGUAUUAGACACGUUAGUUGGCCAGGUGCAGAGUUUCCGCCCCAACACCAAGGAACGUCGGCGUGCCGGUCUGCUGCCGCUCUCUUUGUUUCGGAGACCUUGCUUACUGAUUCACAGCCUGCUAAGAAUCGUACUAACUCCAGAGGUCAAGACUGACAGUCUAGAAAGAGAAGGUACAGAAGGGACCUUUGAUGUUUUCAGUCUAUUUUAAGCUACCUAUUUUAAGCUAAGUUACCUGAGGAUGUGUUUAUUUAUAAAGAUUUUACCUCAAUUGUAUGUAGUUUGUACUUUAGACUUAUCCAUAAUCACAUUAAGUUGUAGACCUGAGCUGACACUGCAUAUUAGUUUGUGAAAUUUGGUAAGACUUUGAUAUACCUUUCACCAUUUUAUUCUUGGGUAGAGGCACAGGACAGCCAUAUAUAUAUAUAUAUAUAUAUAUAUUUUUUUUUUUUUUCAUUGAAACUUUGAAGGUUAUUGCACAUAUUUUGAGUAUUUUGUUUUUAGUUUUCACAAGUUUGAUGAUGUGUCUUGAUGUGGAUUUCUUUGAGUUUAUCCUGUUUUCUGAACUUCAGUCUGUAGGUGUAUGUGUUUCACGACAUUUGGGGCAUUUUUACCCAUCAUUUCUUUGAACACAUUUUCCAGCCCUCACUCCUCUCCUUCUAGGACCCUGAUGACACACAUGUUAGAUCUUUGAUUGUAGUCCCACAGGUUCCUGAGGCUCUGUUCUUCUUCUGUUUUGUUUUUUUUUUUCUCCCCCCGCCCCUACCCAGAGUAUAUUUUUACCUUGAUGUCCUCAGGCUACCAUAACAAAAUAAUCUAGAAUGGGGAGCUCAAACAACAGAAAUGAAUUUCUUACAGUUUUGGAGGCUGGGAAGUCCAAGAUCAAGCUGUCAGCUUUGGCCCCUGGUGAGGGCUCUUUUCCUGGAUUGCAAAGGGCCACCUUGCUGUGUCCUCACGAGGCCUUUUUUUUGGUGCUUUCAUGGGAAAAGAGAGCUCUCUCUCUUCUAUUUCCUAUAAAGCUGCCAGUCCUAUCUGGUUAGGACCCCAGCCUUAUGACCUCAUUUAACCUUAGUUACCUCUGAGAAUCCCUGUGUCCAAAUACAAUUCACACUGAGAGUUAACACUUCAAUAUAUGAAUUUGGGGGGCACACAAUUCAGUCCAUAGCAUUCUGCCCCUGGCUCCCCCAAAUUCACAUUCAUGCAAAAUACAUUUGCUCCAUCCCAACAACCCCUCAAAUCUUAACUCAUUCCAACAUCAAGUCUGAAAUCUUACCUAAAUAUCACAUAAAUCAGAUAUGGGUGAGGCUUAAGGUAUAAUUUAUCCUGAGGGAGAAUUCUUGUUCAGCUGCGAACCUGUGAAACCAGAUAAGUUAUAUGCUUCCAAAAUAGGAUUGUGGGACAGGCAUGUGAUAGAUAUUCUCAUUCCAAAAGGGAGAAAUAGGAAAUAAGGAAGGAGUGAGAGGUCCCCAGCGAGUCCAAAACCCAGCAAGGCAAACUCCAUUAAAUCUUAGGUCUUGAGAACAAUCCUAUUUGGCUGGAUACCCCACCUUCCAGACCCACUGAGACAGUGAUACCACCUUCUGGACCCACUGGUCAGCAGUCUCCGCACCAAGUCUCUGCUGGGUAGUCCUGCCUCCAGAACUUUGUUGGCAUCUGUGGCAGCUGGCCUGUUGAAACUUAGGUGACAUCCCCAUCCUUUGACACAGGAGGCAGUGAUGAUCCUGAAAUUGACUUGAGUCAUUCUUUUUUUUUUUUUUUUUUUUUAAACAUAGAGCAUGUUUGUGUUUGUGGCUGAGUAGCUUUAUUGUCCAGUACUGUAGGAUCUGAGAGUCUUCCUCCAUUUGUCUACUUUUUCUGUCCCUUGAGUCCCAGCUGGCGUGUUUCUGCUGGUACCAUCCCGGCUUCUGUGGAGAUGGCUGAACUUAAUCACACCCAUGAGUCACACCCCUGUUCUCUUUUUCAGAUGGUUGUUCAGCCACACCCUUGGCGUUCUCUGCAGAACAGGCUUUCUCAUAUUUUGCAAUAUGGGUGGACAGAAUUUUCCAAAUCUCUAAGUUCUAGGGUUUGGGGUUUUUGUUUUGUUUUUGCUUAACAAGUCCUUCAGUGUACCUCUCACCUCUCGCAUUUUGUUACAAGCAGUAAGGAGGGCCCAAGCUGCACCUCCAACACUUUGCUUGGAAAUCUGUGUUGAAUGUCUACAGUUUCUUUGCUCACAAGUUCUACCUUCCACAAAACACUGGAACUUUACAACAAGGAUUGCCUUCCAGUUUCUGAUAACGUGUUCCUCAUUUCUAUCUGAGAUUUCAUCAGAAUAGCCUUUAACAUCCAUAUUUAGAGUGUGCACCUCAAAACUCUGCCAACCUCUACCCAUUACCCAGUUCAAAGGUGCUUCCACAUCUUUAGGCAUCUGUUAGAGCCCAUCUUGUAGGUGCCCAAAUCUGUUAAUCUGCUUGGGGGUGCCAAAACAAAAUACCAUAGACUGGGGGGCUCAUAUAACAGAAGUUCAUUUCUCACCAUUCUAGAGGCUGGGAAGGCCAAGAUCAAGGUAUGCACUGAUUGGGUUUCUGAUAAGAGGUUUCUCUUCCUAGCUUGUAGAUGGCCACCUCCUUGCUGUGUCCUCACAGCUUUUCCUCUCUGCAUGCACGUGUGGAGAGUAUUCUAUCUUCUUACAAGGCUACCAAUCCUAUCAGCUUAAGACCCCAUACUUACAACCUCAUUUAACCUUAAUUACCUUCUGCAAACCCUGUCUCUAAAUACAGUCACAUUGGUUAGGGCUUCAGCAUGAAUUGGUGGUUGGGGGAUGGUUGACGCACAAUUCCAUCCACAGUAAUUUCUUUUCUGUUGUUCAGGUUGCGUAUUUUCUAUUGUUCUAUCUUCAACUUCACUAAUUCUUUCCUCUGCUCCUUCCCUUCUGAUGUUGACUCCAUCAUUGGGUUUUAUUUCAUUUCUAUUUUUCAGUUCCAUUUGAUUGUAUUCUACUUCUUUACUAAAACUCUUCUAAAAUCGCGUCAAGCAUGUUUGUCCUUGCUCAUUGAGGCAUUUUAUGGCGGCUAUUUUAAAAUCUUUUAUCAGGUAAUUCUAACAUCUGUGUCAUUUCAGUGUUGGCACCUGUGGGCUGUCUUAUUUGAGUUGAGAUUUUCCUUCUGUGUGCGCCGGCAAUAUUUAGUUGAAAUCUGGGCAUUUUGAGUGUUACGUUAUGAGACUCUGUUUCCUAUUUAAAGCUUCUAUUUGGGCAGGCCUCUUUGGAGAAAGGGUUGAGGGGUUACUGCUUAUUACUGUAAGUUGGUGUUGGAAGUGCAGGCUCAUCAUUGGCCUCUACUGACACCAGGAUAGGUGUCCUCACUACUGCUAGGUAGGGGUGGGAGUUAAAACUCCCUACCAGGCCUCUACUGACCCCACACCAGCGAGGUAGGGGAGAGACAUCUUGUCUCUGGGUAGCAUUGGAAGCCUUCUCCCCCAUGGUCUCCAUGGACACUGCCAGGGUGGGAUGGGGAAAGAGUUGGUUUGGAAAAUUCUGUCCUUACUUGACCUUCUCUGAUACCACUGUGAUGCAGAGGCGGAGCAUUGAGGAACCUUGUUACAGACUGGGGAGGUAGAAGUGUAGGCUCCCCAUUUGGUCUCAGCUCUUUGGCUGGAGUAGGAUGGGUAUUGUCUACAAGUUUUCCGUCUUGCUAGUCCACUUCUUUCCUCCUCCUUUGUUAAGAAAGAACAGAUUUUCUUGAGCCGUUUUUGUUUGUUUCAUUUUGUUUUGUUUUUUGUCUGUGCGCCUUGGCAUUUCUUCAUUGCCAGCUUCUUCAGAAUCCAGUCUGGGAUAGAUGAGGGCAAAGGAAAACCCAAGGGACUCAGUCUGUGUUGUUCUUCAGGCCCUGAGGUCCCCAGCCAGUUUGUAUUCUCCCCACCUUUCAGAAUCUUAACGUUGUUUUACAUAGAAUGUCCAUGGUUUUUAGCUAUACUUAGAGAAAUAGGGAAAAGCACUCCUACAUAUUUCCCACAACAUCCUUUCAUUUGACGCCAAAAUAGCAGGUCAAGUUGUCAGAGGUUUGUGGCAUACAGAGGUAUAUGCAACUAGUUAGGAUUAAGUACCAAGAGGAGUGCUCACUUGUCCCUCCAAUAUAAGUUGCCAGGUUGGUAGGUAGAAACUACCAGGCUGCAAGCUUCAUCUAGCUUUCAAGGAACUAUAGUGUUUAAGUUGAGGAAACAACUAGUAUUUAACUAUAGAUUACAAAUUUCAGAAGGAAAGGUAGGUUUGAUUAAGUACAUAAACAUAUGAACUAUUGUGUUAGUUUUUUUUAUUUAUAGCUUUGUUCCAAGAGCAUGUAAAAACCACUGGAGAAUUGAAUUCAGAAUUUUGGGAUUUUUUUUCUAUUAUAUAUUACAUGUAUAUAGAUAUCUGUUCAUUUAAAUUUGAUAUACAACACAGGAUAUCCUAGAGAACCAACUAAUAAAUGAAAAUAACUGGGAUUUGGGACAAAUCACUUCAUCCUUUUAGAUCUGUUUCCUCAUUUAUAUAUUUUUUUAAAAUGUAAUACCUCCUUCAGAGUGGCUAGAUUAUGUAGAUAAUGGAUGGAAAGUGAUUUGCAAGCUAUCAAGUGCUAUGUGAUAGGUAUCGUUGAUAUAGUCAUUUAUGACCUGUUCAUCAUGUAUGUUUUAUGAUGGUGUAGUCCAAUAAAAAUGAUGAGUAUAAUGGAAUCCUUUUAUAUUUUUUUA
This is a messenger RNA of Mustela erminea (ermine), 7135 nucleotides long. RefSeq names its product zinc finger protein 135-like. NCBI's taxonomy places the organism in Eukaryota, Metazoa, Chordata, Mammalia, Carnivora, Mustelidae. The transcript has 4 exons. The record is from RefSeq and is a predicted model, not a curated record. The coding region runs from base 921 to 1865 and encodes 314 amino acids.